AUGCCGCCCCUUGUACGUCGUCGACCUCUCGGCGAGCGUAUUCUCGCCUACCUGAACCCAUAUGACUUUUUGCUCUGGCUUUCCGAGGAGUUUGAGGGAGGCGACUGGGACCAGUUAGAAGAGAACUGGUCCGUACCUAUUGGAUUCGGGCUUAAUCUGGUGUUUCUUAUUGCUCGAGCGAACAGCCGGUCCGGUGGCAGCCAGGCCUUUGACGAUGUGUUUGGCGACGGCGAUGGCACCUCCAUCCGCGGUUGGUUGGCAUCAUUCGUCGUCCAUUUCAUGGCAUUUGCGUCAAUCGCAAACGCUAUCUAUACUUUCUCAAAGAAACGACACUAUCGCUUGUUCGAGAACUCGAUCGACAACAACCCUGCAACACCCUCCGCCCAACGGGUGCGUGUCGAUUCCAGCCCCAUGAUGGCCUCUCCUCUACGAUACAUUGCCAACGCCCUUUCCACAGAUUCGGCCCGCUCGAGAGCGCAUCCUGAUGCGCAACGUGAUGUUUGGGAGCUUGCUAUCUGGGACCCUUCACCACUGUGUCUUCGUCUGUUCUGCUUGUUCAGCCCUGGUCACGUUUUAGUCUACUGGCUAUUCUUGCCUACACAGCUCUCCGAUCCACGCCCCAGUGUCACCAUCGUGACCACCAUCAUUUUAACGGCCUUGUUGUCCGUUCAGAUGUCUUUCAUAUCUUCUUCCUACAAGCAGCAGGCCAAAGACCAGAAAGUGGUGCACAAAGAAGUCUUCAAGGAGUAUGACACCAAAUACGUACAGCCACGGACACACCCGUUGAUGAGAGAUGUUGGAACACAAUUCUCAGACGUGCAGCCGGAACACCCGAAGAGCGAAGAUGAUCUCAACAGAGUCGAGACUUACACGCCAACAGUUAUAAUCAACCGUGGGUUCAAGACUAGUCCCAACCCCAAUUAUCUGAAGCAUGUGGAUCCAGAAGGAUUCACUCCAGCUCGCCAGACAAACACCUCUACGCCAGUCUCGGCCAUGUUCCAAGGCCCACCAACGAUCUCCAGAGAUGGAUCACCAUUGGCUCGGGGCAGCGGCCGUACAACAAUGCGGCAGCCACAAUUCCGAUCUACUGGAACUACCCCCGGCGAUGGAGGAAGUCUUGGUAUUUACAGCCAUGCCAACUCCCCAUUAAGGAAGUCUGCAACUACAUCUUUCGAUCGUCGAUUGCAACACAAUGGAGACUUCGUAUACAAAGAGCGCGGUACAACCCCUCUCAUUCGAAGCUCCAGUCCUCUCAAGAAAAGCAGUGUCCCUGGGGCUGCAACACCCGGUAGACUGGCGUCGACCACCAGUAGACCAGAUAGCCUCCAUUCUCGACGAGAGACAGGGCGUUUCUAA
Penicillium brevicompactum is the source of this 1356-nucleotide messenger RNA. RefSeq names its product Nur1/Mug154 family protein. Bases 1 to 1356 code for a protein of 451 amino acids. Lineage: Eukaryota; Fungi; Ascomycota; Eurotiomycetes; Eurotiales; Aspergillaceae. Gene Ontology annotation, biological process: regulation of exit from mitosis; maintenance of rDNA. The transcript has 2 exons. The record is from RefSeq and is a predicted model, not a curated record.